AAACUAGAUUUCAGUGCAUUUUCUAGUGAAUCUGAGGGAGGGGUACGCUGUAGGAAAGCUCGUUGAUAUGUGCAGUUGAAGAAGGACGUGGAAAAGUAGCGCUUUUUGGUUUUAUGUGAAAGCGCUGGACAUUUACUUUCGAAGCAGAAAACUGGAACAACUCAUCGGAGCUUCAAACAGGCGGAUGUUCUAGAAGGAAUCCACCCAGGUCCUCCUCCAGAUAAGAAACCAAAUGGGGAAUCUGUUAAAAGUUCUCACUUGCACAGACCUUGAGCAGGGGCCAAACUUUUUCCUUGACUUUGAAAAUGCACAGCCAACGGACUGCGAGAGGGAUGUGUGGAACCAGGUGAACGCCAUGCUGCAGGAAUCGGAGAGCAUCCUGUUAGGCCUACAGGCUUAUAAAGGAGCAGGGCAGGAGAUACGAGAUGCCAUCCAGAACCCCAGUGACAUGCUUCUACAGGAGCGGGCGUGGAACUCGGUCUGUCCGCUCGUCAUCAGGCUCAAGAGGUUCUAUGGCUUCUCCAUCAGGCUAGAGAAGGCCCUGAAGAGCCUGCUGGAGUGCCUGACGUGCCCCCCAUACACACCCACUCAGCACCUGGAGAAGGAGCAGGCCCUGGCCAAGCAGUUUGCCGAAAUCCUCCACUUCACGCUGCGCUUUGACGAGCUCAAGAUGAGAAUCCCAGCCAUCCAGAAUGACUUCAGCUACUACAGAAGGACCAUCAGUCGAAACAGGAUAAAUAACAUGAAUCUGGACAUUGAAAACGAGGUCAACAACGAGAUGGCCAAUCGGAUGUCUCUGUUUUAUGCGGAGGCCACACCCAUGCUAAAGACCCUAAGCAACGCAACAACAAACUUUGUCACUGAGAAUAAGACGUUACCCCUGGAGAACACGACAGACUGCCUGAGCACCAUGGCCAGUGUGUGUAAGGUCAUGCUGGAGACACCAGAGUACAGUAGUCGCUUCAACAGCGAGGACACGCUGCUCUUCUGCAUGCGGGUGAUGGUGGGGGUCAUCAUCCUCUACGACCACGUGCAUCCUAACGGAGCCUUCAACAAGUCCUCCAAAAUUGACAUGAAAGGAUGCAUAAAGGUCCUGAAAGAACAGCCAACAGAUAAUGUCGAAGGUCUUCUAAAUGCCCUCAAGUUCACCACCAAACAUUUGAAUGACGAGUCCACUCCGAAGAACAUCAGGACUAUGCUUCAGUAAAGUUUGUUUAUUUUUGUUUGUUUUGUUUUUGUUUGAUUGAUUUUGUUUUUAUAUAUAUGAGGAGGAUCAAUGUACUGACCUCAAAGAUGUAUAUGUUUACAUUAUUUAAGGACUUGAUGUUGAUACUUGUGUGUAUUUACAUAGUCAUUCCCUCCAUGUCACUGAAACGUUGAGAAAAUGUACCUUUUUUUUAUUCUAUAAAAUCAAAUCUACCAUCGCUGAUUGCCUAUACUGUUUGUUGAAAUACAAAAUCAAUGAUGCCUUUUUUUUUUUUUUUAGAAAAAAAAGCCUUACAAACACUCUUGAAAAUAAUUUGCCAUGCAGCUACCUGAACUUGCAACACUCCCACAUAUAAUGAAGUGAUCGUAUUUAACCAAAGGGGGUCAUUUUGUUUGUGUCGUGCCCUGGGGAGGGUGGAUGUGGAAGCCUACGGUAGUAUUGGUGUAUUGAUGGACGGUCUUGGUAGGUUAAUGCACACACACUGUGCUUGUGCAAAAUGUGUGACUGGCCAAGGCAAGACCGUGUGACACACAAAAGAAGUACCGGAACCAAAUGUUCUUUCUGUUGUGUGUGUGUGUGUGUGUGUGUGUGUGUGUGUGUGUGUGUUUAGUUCACUUGACGUGUUUGUAAACUGGUUUCAGAAGACGUAUGACAGUAUUUUUAUCUUAUGUGGACUUUUUGUUUUCCAGCUGCUUGUUGGGUUAUUUGUUUGGCUCAUUAACUUCUAACGGAACCCAAGUUCUCUUCAACAUUACUUUACUAUGUGAAAUAAAAUAAGAUGACGAAGUAUUUAUCCACAUAUCUGUAAGCUGCCUUGUCUACAGAGUUUAGGCGCUCUUAGUUCAAAUGUUAUUCAGCCUGUUUUCUUUCCAUUAAAUGAAGCCAGAAAGUAAAACGCUUUAAAAUCACAAGCUCCCCCAGCAUUUUGGGAACUCCUUUAGAAACGGGAAUAAGUGUUUGUAACAUGUAUUGGUGUGACUGGAAAUGGCCGUCAUGUUCUCAGUAAAUCAAACUCCAGUAGACCACAGUGAUGGUGUUCGUGUGAGAAUCAGUCUGUGAGGUAGAGAGGUUUGUGUUCAUGUUGGUGCAGUUCGUAGGAGUUUCUUGCAUAGCUUCCAGGUAAACGGGUAUCUCUAAGUCUUGCGAACAUUUUAAUUGAACUGUUUGUCCCGAAACUGAAACCACCCCAUCAUAAAUGUCACAGUAGAUGCAGUGCUGACUCAUGUCGUGAUCAUGGGUAAUCGUCAUGGUUGCACUUACUUUUGGAUACCUUGCAGCCAAUAUUACACACUGAUGAACAUCAAAAUAUGACGGGUUGUGUGAUAAUGACUGAUCAUUUUUAUAUCUGAAAUAAUGUCAUGAAACGUAUACAUCUCAUCUACUGUGACCAUGUUUGUGACAUGGCUAUAUUUGUCUCUAGACACAGGGUUCAAGUUAAAAUGUGCCUAAAUCUUUCAGGUUCACAUGAGCCAUCCACCGUCAAGUGUAUGAGAAGAUGCCUAACUUUUGUAACUUCUGCUUUGUAGACAUUUAAAACAAAACAAAAAACUAAAAAGCCAUCUCUCCUUCCUCUCCUCUCUCAUUCGCUCUGCUUCAGUGAUGCUGUAUAGAAAAGAGCUUGGGAGGUCAGCUACAGAUGCUACGCUACUCAUGAAGCCUUUAAUGAAGUUAAUCGUCAGGUUUUAGUAUUGGCAGAGAGGCGGGUGCUUCUGUGCUGCUGUUCUUAGAUCAUGUCCUUCAGGAUGACCUUGCUGAACAUUUCUGAAGUUUCGUGCUCACAAGAGUUCAGGUUUAGAACCGAAGUGGUCUUUUGCCCUCAUUCUCAGUCAUUUUUGUGGAUGGUAUUCCCGGAACUGAACCUCCAAUGAAAGGGCAUUGCAUAUCAAUACAAACAAGGGUAGUUUCAGUGUGUUUGGAGCACUUGUGAGAUUGGUAUGACUGUCACAUGCUUUGAAUAAAUAGGCUUUUUUGUCUCAUAGCCAUGCCACAGUGUGCCUGAUUUGUGGAUUUUGGUGAUGAUAGAAUUCGGUGUGUCGGUGGUGGUGUAGUGUUUUUUUUUUUUUUUUUUUUUUUUUUUUUUGAACCAUGUGUAAUUGGGGCAUGAGCGGACCCAUGUGUCAGACAAUCACCUACUGUUUGUCCACUCCUGGCAGGGUUUAGCAUUCAAGUAAACAACAGUGUUUCUGCCCAGCACAAGUGUAGAUGUAAACCUAUCUGGUGUGUUUUGCUGAGCUCUCAUUCAAAACAGCUUUUGUAUGUGUAAUGGCGAUGAGGAAAAAAUGCUUUGGUCAAACAUAGAUGUUCACAGGUGACUGGUUUGUUUGAAUCGUGGUAUCAUCGGAACCCAUCUGAAAAGCCAUAAACUAACCAAUGCAUUACUAAUAAAGCCAUGACAAAAAAAAACAUAUCUAUGUUCUACCUAUGACAAUAUUCACAGUAUAUACUGCUAACUCAUGGUGUAAUAACAAUAUGAGCUAUAUCAUUCCGAGUAUCAGUUGCAAUUGUACAUAGAGGGUAAAUGUUUUUAGUUUCUGCAAAAGCAUUUUGUAAGACAUCAACUCUUGACAGACACAAUGCCUUUACAGUGCAGGGUGAAUGUUUGCAAAUCAUCUUUCAAUAUUGAGGAGAGAUGUGUUAACUGACAUUUGUUUUUAAUAUUUCUUCAAGCCGAUUAUUUGUUUUAUAUACACCCUGUGUCACUUGCCUGUUUUGUUGCAGAAUGGAUGUGUGGAUCAACAAUAAAAUUGGUACAUUUUCA
Molecule: messenger RNA, 3965 nt
Organism: Clupea harengus (Atlantic herring)
Lineage: Eukaryota; Metazoa; Chordata; Actinopteri; Clupeiformes; Clupeidae
Gene: cyria
Product: CYFIP related Rac1 interactor A
Biological process (GO): regulation of actin filament polymerization
Molecular function (GO): small GTPase binding
Source: RefSeq, a predicted model, not a curated record